Molecule: messenger RNA, 3483 nt
Organism: Lodderomyces pseudojiufengensis
Lineage: Eukaryota; Fungi; Ascomycota; Pichiomycetes; Serinales; Debaryomycetaceae
Exons: 1
Coding region: 1-3483 (1160 amino acids)
Biological process (GO): early endosome to late endosome transport
Cellular component (GO): early endosome; transport vesicle; late endosome
Molecular function (GO): SNARE binding; guanyl-nucleotide exchange factor activity
Source: RefSeq, a predicted model, not a curated record
AUGGUACAAAAUAAUCUAAAGACAACUCAUCUACCUACAUUAUAUAAUCCAUUGUUAAAUUGUAUAUUCAAUAAUCCAAAUCAUUCAAAAUCCCCAUUUAAAAAUGUCAUUGAAGAGUUGAAAACCAAACAUAAUCAAUAUACUAUACUUAUACCACCAGCAUAUAUAUUAAACGAAUUUAAUGAUCCAGCAUCAGACUCAUCAAGAUCUAAAAUAAAAUUGAAAGAUUUAUGUUAUUAUAGUGAAGAUUUUAUUAAACUGCAUGUCAUUAAGACUGUAGCUCCAAUAUCAUCAACAAUCACACCAAUUUCAAAAGAACAACUGGUUACUUAUUACACGAUGAAUAAUAAACAAAUCUUAAUUAAAAAUCGAAUGAUUUAUACUGGAAAGGGGUUUAAAAGGAGUUUGAAACUUAAAAUUACAUCUAUACUGUAUGUCAAAUCAUUUUGCGAUUAUUUCCCCACUGGAUCACAAUUUAUGAUUAUUUAUAUUGAAAGUUCAUUAAUUGGUGGAACACCUCCAUAUCAAGUACCGACCAGUACUGUACAAUCAAAUGGUUCAAUUCUACUGCAAGAAGAUUUAGAUACAAUGACAUUUGAAAAAUUACUACGAAAUUUUCCUUUAUUAUCAAAAGCUGUAAGUGAUAAAUUUUAUAGACUUUUCCAUCAUAAUAAUACUCAAUCACAACUACUACGAACACGAACGAGAAAGCAAUUAAAUGUUAUAAAAACUGAAUUUAAAAAAGUAGUAGAUGAAGCAUUCAAAAUAAUUCUGGAUAGCGUCAAAGUUGAAAAUCCAAAUAGUGAACAAACGUAUAAUAUUAUAAAUCAUAUAGUUAGCAUUUAUCCUGGUAUUGAUUUUAAUAAACUAGUUCAUGAAUAUGUGGAGUUAAACUUAUACGAUGUCUUGUGGUCACAAUUAAUCUUUCAAUUUAAUUAUUCAAAUGAUGAUAAAAUGGAAUAUGAUCAAGAAGCGAUGAAAGUUUUACUGCUAUCAAAAUACGAGUCUUUAUCUUGUCUAUCAUUAAAUCAAAUGGACUUACCUAUUGAUAAACCGUGGCAAAUGAAUGAGCUAUAUUCGAGAAUAUUUUAUGCGAUUCAAGAAUUAAGAAAAUUAGCUGAUCCAUCAAUGACUAAUCUGACUUUGAAAACCAAUAUUAUUCGAAAUACUAUUGAAAUUUUAUCUAAAAGUGAUAAAAAUUUGGUAAUUGAUGCCGAUACACUUAUGGGGUUAUUGGUUAUGACGGUUGUUCAUUCUAAAAUUGAUAACCUAGAAGCUCAAAUUUACUACAUACUAAAUUUUAAUGCAACUGAAAAAUCAAAUGAUGGUCAAUUUAACUAUAUCAUGAGUAAUUUAGAUGCAGUUAUUUGUCAUGUAUCGAGUCAUGACACAAAUUUAUUGCAUUGUUCACAACAAAAUUUUGAAUUAUGGAGUGCAGUCUUUGAACAGAAUAUAUCUAAGUUAAAGGAUAUGCUUAGUGAGAUAGAUCCCGAAUCUGAUUUACCAUUAAAUCAUUUUUUGAAAAGUAAAAAUAUAAGUGGUGAAAGUUUAAUUAAUUUUGCAAUCAAAGUUAAAAAUUUCGAAAUUUAUCAAAUGAUUAUGGAAAAUCUUAAUUGGUUUUCAAUUGAUUUUAUUCUAUUUGAUAAAAAUGUGAUAAGAAAUCAAAAUUUGUUGGUGAUUGCUUUGGUUGAAGAGACGGAUGAUGAAAUUUUAGAUGAUUUGGUAAGCACUAUUUUAGAUAACACGACUUUGGAAGAGCAAAUCUCAUAUUUGAAUAUGAAAGACAAUUCGGGGAGGACCGUUGGGCAUUAUCUUUUUCACAAGCAUAAACUAAUUCCAAGACUAAGUCAUCUAAUAGAUUGGGAGAUAAAAGAUCACAAUUCACAUACUCCUUUAUUCAGUCUAUGUCGAUGUUAUGACCAUCCUGAUUAUCUCGAAAUUUUGAAAAAUGGCUUCGAUGUUGUUUAUGAAAAAUAUAAAACCAUUGAUUUUGAUCUUCAUGUGGAUAAAUCAGGUAAUACAUUAUUGCAUGUGAUUUUAAAGGGUUUACCACAAACUCAAAUUUUAUCAAAUAAACAAAACUUAAUAGAUUUGAAUGCAACAAAUACAAAAAGUUUAACUCCUUUAAUGUCGUAUGUUAAAUACAGCAGAUUGGAGAAUUUGAAAGAUAUUUUACAAGAUGAAAGAUUAGAUUUUAUGUUUGAAGAUAAUAGAAAUCAUUAUACUGUGUUUGAUUAUCUAAGUUUUGUUGCGAAUAAAUCAAAAUCAAACAAUUUGAAACAAAUUGAUCAAAUUUUAUCAAAUUAUAUAUUUGAAAAUUAUUUUCCUGAUUCUUCGACAAAAUUAUUUGUUUUAAAUGGAAAAUAUGAUUCUAAUUCGAAAGAUUGGAUUUUAAAUCUAAAAACUGAUAGUGGUCUGAAAAGUAAAACCUUAAAAUCAUUAAAACAAGUUUUAUACGUUAAAAAGCUCAAUUUUCCAAUGUCAACAAUCCCUGAAUCUGAAGUAUUUUGGAGAAAUUAUACAAUAGGAGCAGGCACCACACCAAUGUUUCAAAAAUUUAGAAUCAAUAAAUUGAUAGAUAGAUUGAACAUUUUAUUUCAAAGUAUGGUUUUUCAAAAUAUUGAUCUUCAAAAAUUUUAUCAUUCAUUUGUAACUGAUGAAGAGAUAUCUGUCCUUGAUCUGAAACAAAGGAUUUCAACCUCUGUUGAAGAGGAAAAACUGAAAUUAGGAGAUGUCAAACUAAAAUCAACUCAAGUUCAAGAAAUGCAAACAUUCCUCAAUUUUUCUUUACUGGAUCUAAAUAAUCAGGGUCAAGUAUUACAUAAAUUUAUAAAAUUACUUGAUAUAGGUGAACAAAAACAAUUGGAUUUGAAAAAUGUGGAAAACUUAUGUUUAAGUAGAAUCAAUAAUGAAGAGUUUUUUACAAAAUCUUUUGAAAUACCCGAAUACGAUUCACAGAGUGCUAGCUUGGGGAAAUUAGCUGAUUAUUUACAAUGGAUUGAAUUUAUUGGUUUUGAGUUGAAGAAAAAUAUUCAUAAAUUACUUCAAAAUAUUGAUACAUGGAAUGAUAUUUUUCAUCAUAUACGCUCAAUAAAUACAGAGUUGAGACUACAAGAACCACCUCCACCUACAGAAGGAGAACCUGCAUUAACUAAAACUAGAACUAAUAGCUCUGUAUACUCAGUCACCCAAAAUAAUGUUCAAGAUAAUGAAAGUGAAGGAUUUUUUGCAUUUGGUAAAACAAAGAAAUCAAAAUAUAAAGAUUUACUCCUUUCCAAAGCUUCACUUGUUGAAAAAUUAAUGAAAUUAAACCUUGAUUUAAAAUAUGAAUUUGAAUUAAUUGCAACAGAAAUUUCAAAUUUUUUAAAAUUUAAAACCAACUUUUUACAAUUUGGAAUAAAAAUAUACCUUAAAGAAGAACUCAUAAAUUCAAGGAAAAGGCUAUUAGAAUUGAAUAAAGUUUUGUAUAAAAUUAAAAAUUAG